UCCCGAGAAAUGGUAUAAUAUUAAGAUAUUACGACAACGGAAAGACAGACCAACAGAACUCUCAUAUCAAACAAGCCACGCGUGGACUCGUCGUCUAUAUAGCCAUGUCGGCAUUAAGACCUCUAAGGCUAGUCAUGCACCUCGUGUUGCUGCUACGCAAAAUGCCGAUAUGGCUGGCGUUCCUGAAGCACAAAUUAGACGUGCUGGCAGAUGGAAUAUGGGAGACUCAAUGAUAGGCUGUUAUCUCACAUCGCUACCCUACGCGUUCAUGAGAGCCUCUGCCGAGUUAAUCCAGAAGGCAAUACCUGCAAUUGCAGAGAAAGUCCGUGGAGUUGAGGCUGGAAUCUAUAGUCUAAAGAAGACUGUAGAGACGGAGGUUUUAUCUCUUAAAGCAGAAGUCACGAGGCUGAAAGACGAGAUCCAAGAACGCAACAAGGCUGAGAUCACUAUAGUCACAACUAUCAGCCCUUUCGGCAGAACACAUCGUCAGACUGUUCGAUGCGAACAACAAGAAGGUAUUCCAACGUCCUCACAACGAAGGCAGUCUUCAUCCCCAGAGACCAGAGCCCCGGCAGCUACUAGAGCUCCAACGGCCAUCACGACAACAACAGAGUUACCUCCACAGAUCGGAUUCCCACGAAAGUGGCGGCUACGUAAUGAGAGGCAACUCUUUUCUACUCGCAAACGGAUCGUCGAUGAGGUGGUCUCUCGGUCACAGGCAAACGGCUGGUCAGAAGAUGAGUCGGCGAGACAGCUGGACGAGGAGAGAGGGCAACGCUCAUUAGAUUGGCUUUUUAAGCAGCUGUUGGAUUGUGACCUCGGGUGGCGGCAUAAAUAUCGCCAUCAAAGAUGAAAGUUGCCACCUAUUGCCACUGGCUUAGCAAGCAGCUUCUAGUUGAUUCCACAUAGCUCAGAAAAGGCAUAAAAAGCUUGCUCUGAACCCUUAAGAAAAAAGGGAACAACCUUCUCAAUUAAGAUCAUUUGAUCAAUUACUCAUGCUAUUGCAUAUAGCAAAUUGCGUAUCCAACAGCAGCUUAAAGAGCGUACAGGCUAAAAUAAAUAGCUCCUAGAUCAGA
Molecule: messenger RNA, 1076 nt
Organism: Ilyonectria robusta
Lineage: Eukaryota; Fungi; Ascomycota; Sordariomycetes; Hypocreales; Nectriaceae
Exons: 4
Coding region: 170-853 (227 amino acids)
Molecular function (GO): DNA binding
Source: RefSeq, a predicted model, not a curated record